ACUGUUGAAAAGGGCAGGCUCAGAUGAUUCAUUUCCAGUAGUGAAUGGCUCAGCUACAGCUAAAGACCAGGAACAGUCUCAUAGGAAAUGAAACGCCAGCCAUGUUAAAGAUAAUAGCCAUUACAUUGUUCCUUCUGGUGAUUAUCAAAUAUGAAUGUCUUGCUUCUCAAAAGUCCUGCAAAGAGCCCUCACAUAAAAAACUGCACGAACAACUAUAUAAACUGGCUCCACACUACAGAGAUUUACUGUUAAAGGAUGUCAUACCUGACAAGAAGCUGAAAAAGUGUCCUAAAACUAUAAAUGAAACCUCCAGUGCAAUUCAGGACAUAAGCAUUUCUCCAUGGUCAUACAGAGUGAAUAAAGAUUCAUCUCGAUUUCCAGCAGAGAUAACAGAAGCAUACUGUUUAUGCAAGAAUUGCCUUAUCAGUGAGGGAUCUGACCAACUGCUCAUAAGUGAAAAAUUUGAAGACCCAAUCCCAGUACUACGCAGGACACGGAAGUGCAGGAACGGGCAUUUCAUCUAUAAACUUGACACAAUCAAAGUUCCAAAGUUCUGUGUCUGCACUAGGCGCUAAGUCAAAGCAGGAAAAUAAACAGUUAAAAAAAGAAGAUGAGUGUUUUAGAAAUGAUAAGUCUAUUUUCAAGAAUGGGGCCCAUUAUCAUUUCAUUACAAGCUUUCACUCUAUGCCUGAAAGAAAACCUGACUGAGAGCUGGCAGUUGCAAUAAAGCACUGGAUGAACAUACAGCAUAUUUAUAUUUCUUAGUGCCAUUUAUGUUCAUUAUUUUCAAACACUGCUUAGGCAGGAAAAAUGACUGUGUCCAGUUUCAUCCAAUCAAGCCCGUAUAGUGGAAGAAGAUACCUGUUAAGAAGGUAUUAGAUUAAGUAAUGGUCACCAUACUUUCUUUGUGUUAAUGCAGUGUUUUGUUUCCUGUUUUUCAAAUCUGACUUUGUAUAAGCUCAGCCUAUAUAGCAUUUGUAAUUAAAAGUCAUUUUUCUCGUCUCA
Messenger RNA from Protopterus annectens (West African lungfish), 1005 nucleotides. Its product is annotated as interleukin-17F-like. The coding region runs from base 45 to 575 and encodes 176 amino acids. Gene Ontology annotation, biological process: inflammatory response. Gene Ontology annotation, cellular component: extracellular region. The record is from RefSeq and is a predicted model, not a curated record. Gene Ontology annotation, molecular function: cytokine activity. The transcript is spliced from 3 exons. NCBI's taxonomy places the organism in Eukaryota, Metazoa, Chordata, Ceratodontiformes, Protopteridae.